Molecule: messenger RNA, 6862 nt
Organism: Rana temporaria (common frog)
Lineage: Eukaryota; Metazoa; Chordata; Amphibia; Anura; Ranidae
Gene: ADAMTS9
Product: ADAM metallopeptidase with thrombospondin type 1 motif 9
Exons: 40
Coding region: 271-6045 (1924 amino acids)
Biological process (GO): proteolysis; extracellular matrix organization
Cellular component (GO): extracellular matrix
Molecular function (GO): metalloendopeptidase activity; zinc ion binding
Source: RefSeq, a predicted model, not a curated record
GUACUGUAGAAAGAACUAAUAGAAGAAGCCUGUUCGCUGAGUCCCCCCUCGCUUCCCCCUGUGCACUAUGCUGGAUUGCCUAGAACUCCAUGGGCGAUUGCUAAGGACUUGUCUCCCUGUGCUGAGUGCCACUGCAAGGGCCAGUCCUGAGGAUUACCAAGUCUAAAGCCAGCUUGCCAAGAGGAAUUAUUUCUUUUUUUGGGAAAUAUUUUUUUUUUUUUCUUGUGUGUGUGCAAAAAAGAAGGGAGCCCAGCGCAGAGUGCUUUGCUGAUGACCAACAUGAAUCUUGCCUUUUGGCUGAUGGGAUUACUGACAAUUCUGCAAGACCUCCUGAAUGUAACGCCGGCGCCAGGACCCAAACUGCACCCAAGGCAAGCUAAGCUUUUGGAGAGGCUGGGUGAAUACGAAGUAGUAACCCCUACGAGAGUGAAUGAAUUUGGCGAAGUCCUCCCUCACUCAAUGCACUUCAAAAGGAAAAAACGCAGCCUCGUCCCCCAGGACGACCCCUGGGCUAACGCCACCACUCAUUACAGACUGUCAGCGUUUGGGCAGAAGUUCUUCUUCAACUUGAGUGCCAAUUCUGGAUUUAUUGCACCCGUUUUAACCGUCAGCCUGUAUGGAAGACCCCAGGGUAACGAGACCGAUGGCUAUCAUCAGGACACCGACUUUGGGCAUUGCUUCUACAAUGGACAUGUCAACAGCAAGACGGAACACAUUGCAGUCAUUAGCCUCUGCUCGGGAAUGCUCGGCACAUUCAAGUCUCAGGAUGGGGACUAUUUUGUGGAGCCUCUACAGUUGGAGAAUGAGAAGGACUAUGAAGAGGAGCACAACAAGCCACAUAUAGUAUAUAGACACAUCACACCUCAGCAAAAUGCAUCAAGGGAAAAAAAGACAUGUGACACCACAGGUCAAAAACAAAGUAGAAUCAAACAGAGGAAAAGGGGAACUCCAAAGGAACAGGAGGGCGUCUUUUCAGAUGGGCAGAACAUGAGAGACGGGCUGUUAGAAGACCAGGCGCCCUCAUUGGAUAAUGCUGAUAAGAUCAAUGGAACACAAACUCUAAGAAGAACAAAGCGUUUUUUGUCCUAUCCUCGUUAUGUUGAAGUGAUGGUGGUUGCUGACAACAGGAUGGUGGAGUAUCAUGGGGCUAAUCUUCAGCAUUAUGUUUUAACACUCAUGUCUAUAGUAGCCUCUAUCUAUAAAGACCCAAGCAUCGGUAAUUUAAUCAAUAUCGCCAUAGUAAAAUUAGCUGUCGUCCAUGAUGAACAGGAGGGUCCAACAAUUUCUUAUAAUGCUCAAACUACAUUAAAAAACUUCUGCAUAUGGCAACAAUCCCAGAACAACCCCGAUGACAGCCAUCACUCACACCACGAUACAGCGGUACUCAUCACAAGACAGGAUAUUUGCAGAGCCCAUGAGAAAUGUGAUACAUUAGGCCUAGCAGAGCUGGGUACAGUAUGUGACCAAUACAGGAGCUGUUCCAUAAGCGAAGACAACGGAUUGAGCACAGCAUUUACCAUAGCACAUGAGCUUGGACACGUAUUUAACAUGCCACAUGAUGAUAGUAAUAAAUGUAAGGAGGAAGGUGGCAAAAAUCAGCAAAAUGUCAUGGCUCCAACCCUCAAUUUUUACACCAACCCCUGGAUGUGGUCAAAGUGCAGCCGAAAGUAUAUAACACAAUUUCUGGACACAGGAUAUGGUGAAUGUCUGCUUGAUGAACCUGUCUCAAGAGCGUACUCUUUACCUCAACAAAUGCCUGGUGUCCUAUACAAUGUCAACAAGCAAUGUGAGUUAAUUUUUGGGCCGGGAUCGCAAGUUUGCCCAUAUAUGCAAAUGCAGUGCCGGAGACUGUGGUGCAUUAAUAUGGAGGGGCCACACAAGGGCUGCCGAACACAGCACACGCCAUGGGCAGACGGGACCGAAUGUGAGACGGGAAAGCAAUGCAGGUAUGGCGUGUGCAUCCCGAAAGAGCGCGAUUCCUCCAUUAUCGAUGGCUCGUGGGGGUCAUGGAGCCCUUUCGGGGCUUGUUCCAGAUCUUGCAGCGGGGGAAUUAAAACCGCCAUCCGGGAGUGCAACAGACCAGAACCAAGAAAUGGUGGCAAAUACUGCGUGGGACGCCGAAUGAAAUUUAAAUCCUGCAACACUGAACCAUGCACUAAGCAAAAGAGGGACUUUCGUGAAGAACAGUGUGCUGACUUUGACGGAAAGCAUUUUAAUAUCAAUGGUCUACCUCCGAACGUUCGCUGGGUGCCAAAGUACAGCGGAAUUCUAAUGAAGGAUCGCUGUAAACUGUUUUGCCGCGUGGCAGGAAGCACAGCCUAUUAUCAGCUCAGGGACAGAGUAACAGAUGGGACAUCAUGUGGACCAGACACAAAUGAUAUCUGUGUGCAAGGACUGUGUCGGCAAGCUGGUUGUGAUCACGUCCUAAACUCAAAAGCCAGAAGAGAUAAGUGUGGAGUUUGUGGUGGAGACAAUUCAUCGUGUAAACCCAUAGAAGGAACGCAUAGUUUAGUACAUUAUGGUUACAAUACUGUGGUGCGUAUUCCAGCCGGUGCUACCAACAUCGAUGUGCGACAGCACAGCUACUCAGGAAAACCAGAAGAUGAUAACUACCUUGCUUUGUCAACCAGCAAUGGAGAAUCCCUUCUCAACGGAAACUUUAUGGUCAUUAUGUUCAAAAAGGAAAUCAAAGUGGGAAACACAAUUAUUGAAUACAGUGGCUCCGAUCACACCAUUGAAAGAAUUAAUUGUACCGAUCGGAUUGACCAAGAGAUUGUCCUUCAGGUAUUAUCGGUCGGCAAUUUAUAUAACCCAGAUGUCCGAUAUAGUUUCAAUAUCCCUAUUGAAGAUAAACCUCAGCUUUUCUACUGGAACCCAUAUGGACCUUGGCAAGCAUGCAGUAAAAUCUGCCAAGGAGAAAGGAAAAGGAAGCCUAUUUGUACCAGGGACUCAGACCAAUUAGUGGUCUCGGACCAAAGAUGUGAUCGCAUUUCUCAGCCUGAGCUGGCAACUGAGCCCUGUAACACUGACUGUGAAUUGAGGUGGCAAGUGGCCAAAAAGAGUGAAUGCAGUGCCCAGUGUGGCCCUGGCUACCGCACACUUGAUUUCUACUGUACCAAAUACAUCAAGUCUGAGGGGAAGAUGGAUAAGGCAGAUGACCGAUUUUGUGGCAGUCUACAGAAGCCCAACACCAAGGAGAAAUGUUAUGAGGAUUGCAACACCGGAGGCUGGAGCUACUCAGCCUGGUCAGAAUGCUCUAAGAGUUGCGGCACAGGUACAAGGAGGAGGAGAGCCGUGUGCGUAAAUUCUUUCCGCGAAGUUCUGGAUGACUCCAAAUGCAACCAUCAGGAAAAGUUAACAGAGCAACGCUGUAGCGAUGUCCAGUGUCCGCAAUGGAAGACAGGUGACUGGUCUGAUUGCCUUGUGACUUGUGGGAAGGGACAUAAACACAGACAGACGUGGUGUCAAUUCGGCGAAACGCGAGUAAAUGAUAGAGACUGCAAUCCAGAGACAAAGCCGAUUUCAGUCCAAAGUUGCCAGCAACAAGAAUGUGCAUCAUGGCAAGUUGGCCCAUGGGGACAGUGCACGGCGGCGUGUGGCGCAGGUUAUCAGAUGAGAGCUGUGAAAUGCGUUGUGGGUGCUUAUGGGGCUGUGGUGGAUGACAGCGAAUGCAAUGCAGCCACUCGACCUACUGAUACCCAGGACUGUGAAACAGCGGCGUGCCCAGGCGUUCCUGAAACCAAGCAGAUUGUCCACAGCAAGACACAGUGGAGAUUUGGAUCGUGGACACCUUGCUCAGCAACUUGUGGAAAGGGGACUAGAAUGAGGUAUGUCAGUUGCCGUGAUGAUCAAGGAUCAGUAGCAGAUGAAUCCGCCUGUUCACACCUCCCGAAGCCAUCCGCCACUGAAGUAUGUACAGUGACCCCUUGCGGACAAUGGAAAGCAAUGGAGUGGAGUUCCUGCUCUGUGAGUUGUGGACAGGGGAAGGCAAUGCGCCAAGUUGUCUGCGUGGAUUUCCUUGGUCUAACAGUUGAACAAAACGAAUGUGACCCUGAGGACAUUCCAUCGUCUGAACAGGAGUGCUCUAUGUCCCCUUGCCACUAUGUCAACAAUGACUAUGGGAGACCCAUUCAUUAUCUUCCAAAUGUGGACCAGAGAGUACGAUCUAACCCAACCCUGGCCAUUCUCAACAGGAACAGUGGCCGUUCUAUAGGGUCUGGUGGAAAUCAAUGGAGAAUUGGACCAUGGGGAUCGUGUUCUAGCACGUGUGCUGGGGGCUUUCAGCUCCGCGUUGUGGUGUGCCAAGAUGAGAAUGGGUAUCCAGCGGGCAACUGUGAAGAAAGAAGCAAACCAGCCGAACAACGGCCGUGUGAAUCAGGACCUUGCCCACAAUGGGCUUUUGGCAACUGGGGGGAGUGUUCCAAAAAAUGUGGAGCCGGCACAAGGACAAGACUGGUGGUGUGUCAGAGACCCAACGGUGAAAGAUUUAAUGACCUCAGUUGCGAAGUCCUCGAUAAACCUCCAGACCGGGAACAGUGUAACACUCACAGCUGUCCUCCAGAUUCUGCGUGGAAUACAGGUCCUUGGAGCUCGUGUUCUCUAUCCUGUGGAAGAGGCGUUAAGACCAGAGCCACCUACUGUGUGGCCAAAGAUGGAACCAACAUUGAACACGAAUACUGUAAGCACCUUGCAAAGCCAAACACGCGGAAGAAGUGCAGAGGGGGGCGAUGUCCGAAAUGGAAGGCCGGAGAGUGGGGAAAGUGCUCAGUAACAUGUGGAAGAGGCGUGCAGCAGAGGACUGUCCACUGCCAAGUCGCUACUCAGAAACCGUCCAGAGAAUCCGAGUGUAAUCAGUCUACGAGACCCGUGUCAGAGCAGCCUUGCCAAGCGGCCGAUUGUCCAGUUUACACUUGGAAAGCAGAAGACUGGCAAGACUGCAGCAAGACUUGUGAUGGAGGAUUCCGCUACCGCCUGGUGUACUGCGUCAAUGAACAGAAGAAGGAAGUCCCACCAUUGCACUGUGAGGAGAACAAGCGCCAGUCCGAUGUGGAGACUUGCAAUGUACAGUCCUGUGAAUACAUCUGGGUUACUGGGGAGUGGUCUGAGUGCUCGGUGACAUGCGGGAUGGGCUAUCGGCAAAGGCUGGUGUCAUGCAGUGAAGUGUACUCAGGAAAGGACCAUUAUGAGUAUGGCUACCAAAGUUCAGCCAACUGCCCUGGAACCCAACCACUCAAUGUACAAAGCUGCUUCCUGGGAGAGUGUCCUGUGCUUGCUUCAUGGAGAGUUGGCAACUGGGGGAAGUGUUCUGUUACCUGUGGAGCUGGUGUCAUGCAGCGCUCUGUGCAAUGUCUAACGAAUGAUGACGUCCCUAGCAGUAUGUGCUCCAUGAAUAUGAAACCGGAGGAGAAGCAGCCAUGCUACAAUCCUCAUGACUGUGAUUUACCGCACAAUUGUCAAGAUGUUAAAAGGCGCAGAGGUGUUAGUGAAGAUGGCGAGCAUUACAUUACGGUGGAGGAAAAAAUAAUAAAGGUUUAUUGUUCCGGGAUGCAGUCAGAGAAUCCGAAAGAGUACGUGACGCUCGUGAGUGAUGAGGCAGAAAAUUUCUCCGAGGUAUUUGGCUACAGACUACAGAAUCCCACAGAAUGUCCAUACAAUGGGAGCAGGAGAGAAGACUGUCAAUGCAGGAAAGACUACACAGCAUCUGGCUUGUCCACCUUCAGUAAAGCGAGACUGGAUCUGACCACUUUACAGAUUAUAACCACAGAUCUUCAGUUUGCCCGUACCAUUGAUGGACGUCCUGUCCCCUUUGCCACAGCUGGGGACUGUUACAGUGCAGCCAAAUGCCCUCAGGGUCGCUUUAGCAUCAACCUUCAAGGAACAGGACUCUCUGUAUCUGAAACCACCAAAUGGAUGUCACAAGGAAAUUAUGCAGUGACUGAAAUAACUAAAUCUCCAGAUGGAACCAAAGUGACGGGAAAAUGUGGUGGCUAUUGUGGCAAGUGUAUUCCGUCCUCUGCAACCGGCCUCCAUGUUCAACUAUUAUAGUACUGGUGCUUUAAAGAAGAAAGUUCAGAUGGAUUAAGACAUGUGUUGCAAUACCUCUUCGUUCAGUGUUUGUAUAUGUGUAAAUAGCUUGGAUAUCAAGUGGUGUAUAGUGUAAUAUUUAUGUCUGACUUUAUUUAUUUUAAUAUUUGUGGGGCGUAGAAAAAAAAUGUGUCUUUCAAGCCCUCCUCUGCAAGAUGCGCAUCCAGCCGAACAUGACCGGAGCCAUCACCAGUGAAGUGGUUUUGGCUGCUUUUUUUUUUUAUGUGUCUCUGUUCCACUUUGCAGUCCGUCCACUGCAUUGUACAUGCUCUACAUCAUAUGUAGCAUACUGACAUGCCUGAUGUUCUGUUAUAACAGUUUUGUAUGGUUUAUCAUCCGUCUGUGAUCUAGCAGUUCUUCCUGGCUUAUCAGCCUCUGGUGCUUUGCAAGAGUUAUGAGGGUUUAUUUGGCAUUUUUCUGUAGAAUGUUUAUUUCUAAAUGAAAAAAAUUCAUAAGUCCUGGCCGGGUCCCAUAUGUCAGGCCACCAAAGAGCUAAAGAAUUUACAACUGGCACCAAACUUUUUUGAGCUUUUGCUGUUGUCAAUGGCAGAUCAUGUUGUCCGAUUCUCUUGGCUCCAAGUUGAGCCAUCCAACCUGCAUAAUUAAUCCUUAGAACUUGUGCCAGGACACGAUCUGCAUGGAACUUGCAUGUUCUUCCUGUGCUUCCAUGGAUUUCCCCCAGUAACAUGCUAGAAGGUUACCGUAUAUACCCGAGUUUUUCAGCACAUUUGUUUUGUGCUGAAAAUGCCCCCCUCGGCUUAUAGUCGAGUCACCUUUU